Molecule: messenger RNA, 1137 nt
Organism: Vittaforma corneae ATCC 50505
Lineage: Eukaryota; Fungi; Microsporidia; Nosematidae
Exons: 1
Coding region: 1-1137 (378 amino acids)
Biological process (GO): proteolysis
Molecular function (GO): metalloendopeptidase activity
Source: RefSeq, a predicted model, not a curated record
AUGAAAAACGUAUUCAUCAUUGCUGUUUGGUCUUCUUUUAUUCUAGGAAUGCUUACUUUGCUUAAUGAAUUUUCAUUUGACCGUCAACUGGAAUUUUCAUUAUCAAAACAAUUAUAUGGUCUACCAGCCAACUCAAAAACACUUGAGCUUAUUUCAAGCGACAAAAAAUACAUUAAUUCACAACUCAAAGCUCUUGAAAAGCGCACAAACAGAAUUCCUAGUGAAAUUUUUAAGCAUUUUUGUGUGUUAGGCUCUUCAUUACUAUUCCUAAAUUUAAUAUUUAGAAAAUCACUACAAACUGUAAUAUCAAGCAGUAUUGACAUACUUCCAAAAUUUAGACACAGUGUAAGGAUGAAAGAACUCUUAUUUAUUUCAUUAAUUAGCACCUUCCUUUUAGCUUCGGUUUUUGGAAGUAAAAUUUUUGCUAAUAUAUUUUCAGGAGAAAGCUUGACUUUAGCAGCAAUUCUUUUCUACACAUUUCUAGGCUUGUUUGUGCUACCUACUUUCUACAUGAUACUUAAGAAACUCUUUAAAGUAUAUUCUUCAAAGCUUAUUAUUGCUUGCUAUAUGGCAUAUUUUGUUAAGGCAAUAUCUGACUUUGUAUCCUUAGAGGAUGUAAACUUAGAAAACAUGAAAAAAGUCAACAUUUCAGAAUUCUCAAAAAAUGUUAGAGAUUAUCUGAUUGAAAGAGGACUCCAAAACAAAGUAUAUUCAGAGAAACUUAAAAAAUCUCAAAGUAUAAAUGCAGCAUUAGUAGGUUGGGGCUCAUAUGAAAGAAUUGAAAUAUAUGGUGACUAUCAAAAUCUUACAAGCAAUGAAUUUGAAGCAAUUUUGAUGCAUGAAAUAGGACAUUCUGAAUUUUGUUCAUUGAUAAAAAAGAUUUUGACACUUUUCUUUCUCAAAACCAUUGAAAUGGUAGUUGUCCUUCAAAUCUAUGCUUCAAUUUCAAACAAGUUUUCUGACAGCUUAAUAACAAAGAAUGGUUCAUUUAUAGUUUUAUUUUUAAUAUACUUUCUGUUUAUAAAUAGGUGGCUAUUAAUGUUUCAUAAAAUGGUCAGUCAGGUUUCGGAGUUUUCAGCUGACACAGUUGCAAAAUCCCACGGAUAUGGAAAAGAACUGUCGAAAAGUACUUUAUGA